Messenger RNA from Microthlaspi erraticum, 2688 nucleotides. The record is from the annotation of a GenBank genome assembly. Lineage: Eukaryota; Viridiplantae; Streptophyta; Magnoliopsida; Brassicales; Brassicaceae.
AUGAAGAAGCUAUUCUUUUUUAGAUCUUCUGGUAAUGGAGCUGAUAAACAGGUUCACUGCGAAAAACUAGCAGAAAGUAAGAUGAAAACCCAAGCUAGUACUCAGGCUGAACAACAACUCAAUAGUCCCAAGUCACAUGGUGAAGUUUCUGGUGGUAGUCCAGCUCUUAGACGCAGCGUUUCAUUGUCCUCGGCUGGUUUCCUUUUUGAUAAGUUUGGAGAAACUUCUACGAAUGAUCUACCUGGUUCUGCUAAAAGCCAGGAUCGUCACCGGAAUCACUCAUCUCGGUGCUUUACUCCAGAAAGACAAGUCAGAGAAAGGCAGUGUGAAGCAGACAAGUUUCAACAUGAUUCAUCUGCGAGUUCGUCAUCUUGCUCUAGUAAUGUCUCAAGUAAAGUUCUGGACCGUUACAUUGAUGGAGAAGAGCAUAUAGAGCGGUGCAAGAAAAAGAGUAGUUCUUCACAAAGCGAUGUCUCUGGGAGUGUAAAGCAAAGGAGGCUUCCACCUCGAGUCCAGUCGACAGUCCCUACGUCUCCAUCAGACACUUUGAAUGACAAGAGAAAGUCCCACUCAUUUAGAGAAUCUAAAGGAACCCGCCUUCGUUUCUCAACUAAUGAUUGCGUGGAAGAUGGAUCCAGGCGUGGAUCGCCUCGUUCGCUUGCAAGAAAUGUCAUCGAAAGACUCUCUCAGACUAAUGGCAAGUCAAAGGGAUCGUCAAACCAUGAGCCCAUCACUAUUCAAGAUAUCUACGGUGGAUCCCUUGAUAGAACUUUUGACUCGAGCUCAGAUGUCACGGCCAAUGUUUCACUGGCUGAACACUAUGAACCUGUGAACGAAUUCUAUGCGCAUGACUACGGAAAGCACCAGCAAAAUCACAUACAUGGCAAGAGCAUGUAUAGGUGUAUGGAAGAGGGUAUCGACUCAGAGCUGGAAAUGAAGAUCAAAGAAGCUGAGAAGAGAGUGAGAUUGUUUUCUGAAGAAUUGAAGCAGCAGAGAUGCCUUUCUGACUGUGACUUUGAUGUUUCAUCUUUGGUUGGGGCGGUUAGAAAACUCGAAGACGAGAGGAUCAACUUAGCAUUUGAGAACGUAAAUCUUCUGCGCUCCCAAUUGGCUGAGAGAACUUCUGCUAGGGAAGAAAACAGACGGGUGAAGUCAGAUUGGGACUUGCAUAUACAAAGACUAGAGAAGGAGAGGAGCGAGUUGCAGGCUGGACUGGAGAAAGAGCUUGAUAGAAGGUCAGGUGAGUGGACUUCAAAGCUCGAAAAGUUCCAUUUUGAAGAGAAGAAGCUCCGAGAGCGUGUCAGAGAGCUUGCUGAGCAAAAUGUCUCACUCCAGAGAGAACUAUCUGUUUUCAACGAAAGUGAGACAGAGAACAAAGAUCUGAUAACACAUUUGGAGAGAAGAGUAGCGGAGCUGACCACGACAGCAGAUGAAUUGCAUGAUGAGAACUCUUAUCUUAAGCAAACUCUCUCCCAGUUACAAGAGACUUACGCAGGUGCUACAGAAGAUCUUGAUUUCUUAAGAAGAAACUUUGAAGAGAAGGAUCAAGAAUGCAAGGAGUUGCACAAAUCUGUUACAAAGUUUCUGAGAACCUGCAAAGAACAAGGGAAGACAAUCGAGGGUCUUCGAGAUGGGGUUUCCGAGGAGAGCAAAAAGCAGCCGUCAGAGAAACUGGACCAGCUGGUGAAGAAAUUGCAGGUGGAGCAAGUAAGGUUGACAGGGAUCGAGCUUUCACUUAGAAAGGAAGUCGAAUCAAUGAAGCUCGAAACUGACUCUCUUCGCCAUGAGAAUGUCUGUCUGCUGAAUCGAUUGAAAGGAAAUGGCGAAGAGACAGACAUUACAACCUUGAAGCUAGAGAAUGAGUUGAAGAUGCGUAUCUGCUACUUGCAAGACCAAGGACUGUCAAUGUUAAACGAGAGCAGCCAGCUGUGUUACAAGUUGCUCAAGUUCAUCAAAGGGAAAUUAACUCAGUUUCCGCAAACCUCUCAGGAUGCAGUAUCAGCUAAGGACGGACUAAGUGAGCAGUUUAUGAUUGAGUCUGAAGUGAAACUCCAUGGGAUGAGGCGUGCAACUGAAAACCUGAAGAGAAGUUUGCAAACGGUAACCAAUGUGGUGGCUUCAAAUUCAGAAUUAUCUUGCUCAAGUAGGCCUAAAGAGCAAAGAAACCAGUCAAUUGAAGAAACCUUGCGAGCCGAACUGAGAGCUGAGACACUAAUCACAAGUCUAUUACGUGAGAAGCUGUAUUCCAAGGAACAAGAAAUCGAACAGCUGCAAGCAGAACUAUCAGCUGCAGUACGAGGUAACGAGAUUCUGAGAUGUGAGGUCCAAAGCACUCUAGACAACCUCUCCGUUAAGACCCACGAGUUAAAAGACCUCAAGCUCCAGAUGUUGAAGAAGGAAGAAAACAUAAACCGGCUUGAAAGCAGUCUACAGGAAGCAGCGAAAGACAUGGCGAGCUUGAAAACAGUAUUACCAAAAGUUUCUGACGAAAGAGACCAGAUAUGGAGAGAGCUGAGGCAAUGCUGUGAGAAAAACAUGCUUUUGAACGGAGAGAACGAGACGUUGAAAGGGAUGCUAGAGAAACUGGAGGAGAAAGUGUUGGAGAAAGAAGGAGAGAUCACAAUACUACAAGACACAAUCGGAAGCAAGCGUCUCCACCUCCUCUCAAGUCCUGAUUUCUUGGUAUAA